AUUCAGUCGUCUUUUCGUUCGCGACGAGUGUGGUCGUGUUUGUUAAAGUUUUGGUCCCAAUAUUUUUUUUUAUAGUAAGCGUUCUGAAUUAAUAACGUUUUAUUUUCACUUGUUAUUUCAAAACUUUGUGAAUAAAAAUAACUAGUGUCUUGCGGGUUUAAUUUUUAUCACAGAAUAAACGUGGUGUUAAUCGACCGCACGUCGUCGUAAUAAAACUUUUCUCAUUUUUAGAAAACUAACAAAAUGUCUAACCACGUGGAUGUUAAUGGCCACAAGGCGGCCCCAAACAGUGAGCCAAGAAAUGGAGCACCCUAUUUCCACCUCGAGAGUAUGCCUCACGAAUAUAAAAAACCGUUCGACGUGAGAAAAAAAACCCUGGACAGUAUUCUGGAUUUGAUUGGUAUUACUCCUUUAAUUAAGCUGAAUAAGAUUCCCCAGGCCGAGGGAAUAAAAUGUGAUAUUUAUGCAAAACUGGAGUAUGAGAAUCCUGGUGGAUCUAUAAAGGACCGUAUUGCGUACCGAAUGGUGUUGGAAGCUGAAAAGGCCGGACGGAUAAAACCUGGUGUGACCACACUUAUUGAACCAACUUCAGGGAAUACUGGCAUAGGACUCGCUAUGACUGCUGCCGUCAAAGGCUACAGGUGCAUAAUAGUGAUCCCAGACAAAAUGUCUGAUGAGAAGGUUAACACGAUUCUGGCUCUUGGCGCGGAGGUAGUGAAGACGCCCACAGACGUGCACUCUGACGACCCUGAAAGCAACAUACAGGUCGCCAAGAGGCUGAGUCAGGAGAUCAAAGGAAGCGUCAUAUUGGAUCAGUACAACAACCCUCACAACCCGUUGGCGCACUACGACGGGACGGCGGAAGAGAUCCUGUGGGCGACGGACGGCAAGGUGGACAUGGUGGUGAUGGGCGCCGGCACCAGCGGCACCAUCUCCGGCACCUCCUCCAAAAUCAAGAAGGAGUGCCCCGAGUGUAUCAUCGUCGGCGCCGACCCCUACGGCUCCAUCCUUGCCAAGCCUGCCGAAAAAAACAAAUCAAAUGUCACGUAUUAUGAGGUGGAAGGCAUCGGGUAUGACUUCUUCCCGGACGUGCUGGACUACGCGUGCAUAGACCAGUGGGUGAAGACCGAGGACCACAGCGCCUUCAACAUGUCGCGCCGGCUCGUCAGGGAGGAGGGGCUGUUGUGUGGUGGAAGCGCGGGCGCAGCCAUGUGGACGGCGCUGCAGGCCGCCAAGCAGCUGAAGGCGGGACAGAAGUGCGUGGUGGUGCUGCCCGACGGGAUCCGCAACUACAUGACCAAGUUCGUGUCCGACCCCUGGAUGGAGGUGCGCGGGUUCAAGCCCACGCCCGCCAAUGAACAUUGCAAGAAAUGGUGGAGCAACAAGCUGUCGCUGAAACACGUGCAGCCGGUCCCUGUGGUCCGCGACUCCGCCAGCACGCGGGACGCGGUGGCCCAGAUGUCGGGGCAGACACCGCCGCCUCUCGUCGCCGCCAUCGUCAAUCAGGACGGAUUUAUAAGAGGACUAUUUUCGACGCAAGAGACAUUGAAUCGCUUGGAAAGUCAGUACACACUCGACGAUCCGCUGAAGAGAUUCAUGAUCACGCAUUAUGCGAGUAUAUCCAUGAGCGAAGAACCCAGCCUCGGCGCUGUCGCCCGCGCUCUCAAAACAGGGCCCUUCAUCGUUAUCCUCGAUAAUAAUGAUCCGAAAAAUUCCAAGCCACUUGGUGUAAUGACAUCUUCACAGCUGCUGCAAAUCAUUGCCAGGGAGUCACAAGUGAAUGGAAACUAAGUCAUAAGAAGACAUGAUUCAAGGGAAAUCUAUAUUAUAAUAAUGUACUUACAAUUGACUGCAGUCAAUUCAUUCUUAGGGUUAGGAUUAGGUGUGGACUACAAAUUAAUACAAUUAUCAGUCACAUUUCUCACUAAGAAAAAUGGAUUUUGAUAUAGUCUAUUGACGAAAGGGAAAAUACUUUUAUUAUUGUAUUGAUUAACACUAUAUUUAUACUUAUUGUAUACAAUAACUAUAUGAAAUUUAAGAGUAAUAAUAUUUAAUGUACUAGGCAUUUAACUAAUAGGAAAUAUUAAAAGCAUUCCUAGGGUGUUUUCAAACUAGGCAACAUUAUCCGAGGUGUUGUGUGCAUUUUUCCUAUGCCUAGCGAUGUUACAAAUAUGCACAAAUCAUGCAACACCACACAGCUAACUUUGUGCAGUUAACCACCCUUAUACUAAGCAUUUACAAAAAUAGAUUGGUGCUCCAAUUUUGUCUAAAAAUUUUUCAUGUUUACAUUGACUUAGUCUUAUUUAAGAUUGAAUUAUGCAUUGAGCCCAAAUUACCAUAUGAAAAUUACUAUCAGUUUAUGCAAUCUAAUUAUACAAGGUCUCAAAUAAAAUAAUUAUUCAAUUA
This is a messenger RNA of Pectinophora gossypiella (pink bollworm), 2406 nucleotides long. RefSeq names its product cystathionine beta-synthase-like. Lineage: Eukaryota; Metazoa; Arthropoda; Insecta; Lepidoptera; Gelechiidae. Gene Ontology annotation, cellular component: cytoplasm. The transcript is spliced from 10 exons. The record is from RefSeq and is a predicted model, not a curated record. Bases 244 to 1791 code for a protein of 515 amino acids. Gene Ontology annotation, molecular function: cysteine synthase activity; cystathionine beta-synthase activity.